This is a messenger RNA of Penicillium lagena, 1035 nucleotides long. RefSeq names its product ketoreductase. The coding region runs from base 1 to 1035 and encodes 344 amino acids. The transcript is spliced from 2 exons. The record is from RefSeq and is a predicted model, not a curated record. Gene Ontology annotation, molecular function: ketoreductase activity. Gene Ontology annotation, cellular component: endoplasmic reticulum. Gene Ontology annotation, biological process: fatty acid elongation. Lineage: Eukaryota; Fungi; Ascomycota; Eurotiomycetes; Eurotiales; Aspergillaceae.
AUGGAUCUCUCGAAACACUUCGAGUGCCUCUCGCAAUGGCCCACACACCUCGCCCCCGGCCUGCCCACUGUCGGAGCCCUGCUUCUGCUGGCCACCGGCGGGCUGGUCGUUGCCUGCAAAGUCUGGACCUUCAUUCGCGUGCUGCUCAGCCUGUUCGUGUUGCCUGGAAAGCCGCUCCGCUCCUUCGGUCCCCCCGGUAGCUGGGCAGUGGUGACCGGCGCAUCAGACGGCCUGGGCAAGGAAUUCGCGCUGCAGUUGGCGCGGUCAGGGUUCAACAUUGUGCUGGUAUCACGAACAGCCUCGAAACUCGCUGCUCUCGCCGAAGAAAUCACAGCGCAGUACUCCGUCGAAACUGAGACCGUGGCCAUGGACUUUGCGCGCAACGCGGACGCAGACUACGAGGCCCUGCGGGAGGUCGUGGCAGAGCUGGAUGUGUCUGUGCUGGUCAACAACGUGGGCCAGAGCCAUUCGAUCCCCGUUCCUUUCGCCCAGACCCCGGCCUCAGAGAUGGCCAAUAUCGUCACGAUCAAUUGUAUGGGUACCCUGCGCGUCACCCAGCUCGUUGUGCCAGGCAUGAUCCAACGCCGCCGCGGUCUAGUUCUCACCAUGGGCUCCUUUGGCGGCCUGCUCCCGACCCCACUGCUGGCCACCUACUCCGGCAGCAAGGCUUUCCUGCAGCACUGGUCGACCGCGCUGGGAGCCGAGCUGGCUCCCCACGGCAUCACAGUCGAGCUCGUCCAGGCCUACUUGAUCACCUCGGCCAUGUCCAAGAUCCGUCGCGCGUCGGCCUCCAUCCCAACGCCGCGCGCAUUUGUCCGCGCCACCCUUGGCAAGAUCGGUCGGAGUGGCGGCUCACCCGCUUACGCUUAUAGCUCCUCGCCUUACUGGAGUCAUGGGAUUAUGGCUUGGUUCUUGACCUCGGUCACUACGCCUAUGAAUUCGUUUGUCAUCUCUCAGAACAAGAGUAUGCAUGAGUCUAUUCGCAAGCGUGCUCUGCGCAAGGCGGAGCGGGAGAGUGCGAAGAAGAGCACCUAA